This is a messenger RNA of Onthophagus taurus, 1161 nucleotides long. RefSeq lists its product as uncharacterized. Lineage: Eukaryota; Metazoa; Arthropoda; Insecta; Coleoptera; Scarabaeidae. The record is from RefSeq and is a predicted model, not a curated record.
CAUGGCGGGAGUAACGCUUACAUUCAGUUCGCAACAACCGCACCAGGCAGUGUCUCUUGAGAAGUGAGUGUUGUGCUCGUUUUUGUUUAACUUAUUUUAUUUUAUUAAAAGUGAUAGUCGAUUCUAGUCAACCACCCUAAACACCAUAAAUAUCACACGGGAAGAUGAAGUGUUACGUUAGCUUUCUGUGCAUUUUGAGUCUUUUCUUUGCCAUCAGUCAUGCGGCGCCCGCAAUAUCAGCAGCCAUAGGAAGUCAGGGUUCAGGAGCUGUUGAUCCAACGGAAUUGUUGAUGAGGAUUUCUGAUAAAUUCAGCCAAAAUAUACAGAUAUUAAGACGAUUUUGCCCCCCGCUAUUUCAGAUAAUCGAUAACGUUGUUCAAAAUGUAACAAGUCAACUCUUCAGUGUAGUUGGACGUGUAGUUUUAAGAAGCGGUUUAGGAGGAGGUUUAGGUGGUGGUGGUGGAGAAAGUAUGGUUUCCGUCGUUUUACCAACAUUCCCACCAGAUGAUGACGAAGAAAGCACCGAAGUGAUGGAAGUAAGCACAAUACCAGAACAACCAGUAUUAAUAGAUGAAUCUUAUGUUAGAAGAAUUGAUUCUGAACCCACAACUCAAGCAUCAAUAAUUUUACCUCCAGCACCAAUUACAACAAAUCAAGCACCAAUUACAUCAUCGUCUCAAGCACCAAUAGAAUUACCAUUAAGUGUCAACGAAAUUAGAGUAGAUUCUGAUGAACAGGCACUUUACACUAGUAAGGUUCCCAUUGCCAAUACGAUUAAUAUAAGAUUUGAUAAUGAUGACCCUGAAGAUAUUACCACUUCAUCAUCAAUUCAUAAAAACGAAAAUAAAACGGAUUCGGCUUUGGAAGAUCGGAUAGCGUCUAUAUAUAAAGGACUCGAAUUACAGGAUACAAAAGAUAUAAUUGAAACCUUCCCCGCGCCCGAAAAUGACGACUUAAGCAUAAAAGUUGUCCAAGAAGGGGAAAUCGUCAAUCAAAUAUCAUUAACGGUAUUAUUAUUAAAAAAAAGCUUUGUAAAUAACGCUAUUAUUGAUCUAAUUCGUUUACUAACGACAUCUCUUAAACAAAUAGCACAAAUCACUUUCUCUUUUUCAUUUAUCAACUUGAAACUUUUUACUUAAAACAUAAAAUUUUAACCUUAAA